Epinephelus moara (kelp grouper) is the source of this 2035-nucleotide messenger RNA. RefSeq names its product NK2 transcription factor related 7 (gene nkx2.7). Gene Ontology annotation, molecular function: DNA-binding transcription factor activity, RNA polymerase II-specific; RNA polymerase II cis-regulatory region sequence-specific DNA binding. The transcript has 2 exons. Gene Ontology annotation, biological process: regulation of transcription by RNA polymerase II; cell differentiation. The record is from RefSeq and is a predicted model, not a curated record. NCBI's taxonomy places the organism in Eukaryota, Metazoa, Chordata, Actinopteri, Perciformes, Serranidae. Gene Ontology annotation, cellular component: nucleus. Bases 156 to 953 code for a protein of 265 amino acids.
UACCUUGCUCUUAAGUCGGACCCCUGAAUGAUUUAAGUCUCCCCGUGCCCUCACCUAUCAGUCAGUCCAGAGACACGUCCUGCAGCAUCACCAGCAGCUCCAGCCCAGCGCGUAAUAAAGGAUCUAAAUAACCCACAGCAGCUAAAAGAGUUGGGAUGCAUCCCAGUUCAACUACCACGACGCCUUUUUCAGUGAAGGAUAUUUUGAAGCUGGAGCACCACCAUGACUUUGACAACGAUUUCUUGAUGACUGAUCAGGUUGUUCCGAUGCAUUAUCAGCACGUGCACGCUGCGUCCAGGACCGGGGACGUUUAUGACUGUCAGCCGGAGCCGUGCGUCUCGGGGACGCAGGAGAAGCUCGAUAUUCACAGCUCAGCAACAGAAGAGGAAAUAAAUGAGCAGGAGAUAAGCGGUGUUGACAGCUCUCCUGGCUGUGACAAAAACUCCAAAAGCAGAGCCAGGCUGCGCCGGAAGCCCCGGGUCCUCUUCUCCCAGUCCCAAGUGUCCGAGCUGGAGAGGCGCUUCAGACAGCAGCGCUACCUGUCCGCUCCGGAGAGAGAGCAGCUGGCCCACAUCCUCAAACUCACCUCCACACAGGUCAAAAUCUGGUUCCAGAACAGGAGGUAUAAAUGCAAGCGGCAGAGGCAGGACAAGUCUCUGGAGCUGGCGGGGUAUCCACCUGCACCCAGGAGGGUGGCGGUGCCGGUGCUGGUGCGGGACGGGAAGCUGUGCAGCGCAGGGUCCCACUCAGCACCUUACAAUGUGACUCUUGGACAUUUUAAUUCUGUGUUUGCAUACGGAAACAGCAGCAUGUAUGGCUGCAGUUAUCACAGUGUGUCACCGUCAGCUGCACAGAUGUGUAAUAACCAGCUGGUUGAUUUAACGGGUAGCAGUGAGGGACAUCUCAACCACGGACACUUUCAGGCUUCGUUACAGGGUGUAAGAGGCUGGUGAUUAAAACAAGAAAAUAGUCUGAAUUAUAUCAAAGAUUUGUGGUAUAUUUUGUAUAAGGAAUUGUAUUUGUUUGCAGAUUUCUCUUGAUAAAAAAGAGGCAAAUUAAAAAUCAGCAGUUUGUUUAAUUCUCACUGUCUUUAAUACUAUUUUAUAUUUUUCGUGGAUUAAAUUUGACACACUUAAAUUUGAAAUUCUGAAUUAAGGAUGUACAAUUGUAUAUGGCUAUCGGGUUAUUUUACAUGUCAACCACAAAAUGCGUUUAUAUUAUUUUCUUCCAUGAGAAAAAAUUAUCAUUUUCUUUCGCUGACAGUUAUUAUGUUGAAAUGUAGCCUAGUUUUUACACAGGUUUUUUAAAAUUACCAUCCUGUCUCUGCGUCAAAAACAUUAAAUUUACAGUUCAAUUUUUACAAAGACCGAUUGUAAAAAACAAAAUAAUACAAAAUAAUCUAAGGCGCGUUUUAAAAUCAUUCAUAUAUAAGCUCUAAUUACAAAAAACACACACCAAAUGUGUUACCUCUCUCUGUUAAAAUGUGAUGGUCCUCUUAAGAUCCAAUUAAAUCCACACAUACCUGAUCAGAUAGCCUGCAGUGAUCGCUUAUGGAGCUGUCGUCUGCGCAGCUUUAUCACGCAGAGCCAUCAGAGAGCUAAUGGACGAGGUGCCAUCUGACCUGACAGGGCUGCUCUAUCAAACUGACCUCAUUAUUGUCCCAUUCACAAAUCCACUGAUAAGGAUGGAGAGCUUGUCCUGUCCCGGAGCUCUGCUUGGUAAACAAACCCGCAGACAGAGUGGCUCUUUAACUUCUUCAAACUUUCAGUCAGACUGGGAAACAGUUCCAGUCUGACCUGUCACUCACUGAUGGGGCGCUGAUAGGACUCACUUCACUUGCACUACAAAAACAUAGCUCCCAGUUUCAUUUAAUUGUUGAUUAGCUGUUAAACUUUGUGGUUAAUAUAUUGUAAGGCAACUUACAAAAGAUGGUAAUGUGGAUGGAUUUAGAAUAUCACAUCAGAAACUCACAGUAAAACAAAGAUUUUUUUAGUGACAUAUAUUUGAAAAGUAUAAUAAAUCUUGUAUGGCUUAU